Molecule: messenger RNA, 2182 nt
Organism: Mercenaria mercenaria
Lineage: Eukaryota; Metazoa; Mollusca; Bivalvia; Venerida; Veneridae
Exons: 3
Coding region: 736-1308 (190 amino acids)
Molecular function (GO): heme binding; oxygen binding
Source: RefSeq, a predicted model, not a curated record
CUCACUGUGCCGAUUAUUUUCUACGUGCUGGUGAAAAAUUCCAAUACCGCGCUAUCUGGCUUUAAGAACUCACACGCCUUUCAGAAAACACUAUAUUUGCGGAAUAGAAAUAUAAAGCCGAUUGCUAAGAAACCAUAUAAUCGUGUUCUAUGAGGAAAUGUAUAAUAAGUUAGCGUGGUUUUCGUAUCUUGAAGGCUAAAUAUGGAAAUAUAAGUUAUUGUAUUACAGAAGUACACGAGAUGGAAUAAUGAAAUUUGCAGUUCUGAUAAACAUCCGCAAAUAUACAAUAUAAAACAAAUAAGUUUAUUAUUAAAUCGAAUGUGUCCAUUCGGAGCAGGUCUAAACGGAAUGAAGUUUCGUAAAAAUAUUAACCUUAAAUUUAAGUGUGGAAGAUUUUCUAAUAUUUUAAGUGGCACAUUAAUUAGCGAAUAGGUCACAAUAUAUAUUCCAGUGCCUAAUAACAUUAGCAUAAUUUUCUUACUAAUGCGUGAACUUAAGAAAUACGGUAAAAAAAGAAAUAAAUAACAUUGAAUGGAAAUAUGAUCUUUAAUAGAAAUAAUCGUGCACGGAAAAUUUGGAAAGGAAGCGUGUUUAAGAUGAAACCGGCUUGGAUUUAAGAAAUUUGUGCACGCUGCAAGUGAUAUAAUUAAAGACAGGAAUAUUGGUAUAGCAAAUACAUUAUACUUCGAGAACUUAGACAAAUUAUAACCUGGGGUGAUUUAUAGAUUUCUGAAAAUGGGAUGUACUUGCGAAAAGGUGUGGAGAAGAAAACUUUCCAAAGUUGGACAUAAAUCUGGAAGUAAUGAUACUCCUCCAAACAUGUCCGACACUCAAAAAGCAGUUAUAAGAAAUAAUUGGCAGAUUUUGAAAUGCAACGUCGCAAACAUUGGAGUUAUCACUUAUGUCAGCAUGUUUGAAAGCAGACCAGAGCUGUUGGAAGUGUUUUCAAAGUUUAAGGGACGAGACCUUAGUGAAUUACGGCGCGCCGGAUUGCUCAGACAACACGCAUUACGGGUGAUGGCCACCAUAGACAAAGUUAUAACCCGCCUUGACGAGCCUUCCAGUUUAAUAGUCAUGCUCAGGGAAGUUGGAGCACACCAUAAGCUCUAUAAAGUGCCGCCGGAUUACAUAAAGAUCAUUUUGCCUCAUUUUCUUAAUGCAAUCAAACCUCAUAUUGAGGAGCAUUGGUGCGACGAUCUAGAGACAGCUUGGACAGCUUUGUUUGCAAUCAUAAUAUACUAUAUGAACGAAGGAAUUAAUCAGCCGGACCAUGGUCACAGACAAUACAUAGUUGAUCCUUCAUCUUAAGUGUGUAUAUUGGUCGUGAGUUCAGUUCCGUAUGACGUUGUAGAUGCAAUAUGGCUGGAUAUUUCAGUAUUAGUUUACGUUUAGUAGUAACAGGCAAGAUAUGCUGCUCUUCAAAGAAGUUAAGUUUGCUUACACUGUGUGGUUUUAUUAAUAACACGUAAAACUUGUGUACAUAUUGUAAAAAAUGUUUACAUGUGCUUGCACGAUUAUAUAUGGGCCGUUCCAUGCAAAAACCUGUAUUAGUGACAUGAUAUUAUUAUUGCAUAUUCUAACACGAUCCGCAGCAGUUGCUAUAUAAACAUAUAGCGAAAUCGCCUAUACAUGAAUCUACGAUAAAAUAUAGCUCUUCCAUUCCACCCUACGAUUGUCACACGACUGCGAGAUUCUACUCUGCUUCUGUUAUAUACCGACUAAAUACUCGACUUUUUCAGUGAUAUGUAGAUCUAGUAGACUAGUAAUAAAAUGUACAUCAAAUUUUCUGAAACAAACAAUUUGUAACUGAUGAAUUUAUUUGUUUUUAAUUUUACCGUAAGUAAAUGUUUCAGCCCGGUAAGUUUCAACUUCAACACCAGUGCAUCUAUGUCUGGUCGUGUCUGUAGUUUACAAUUUCUGCGCUGUAUGCACCACAAAUGUCAACUAGAUUCUACUUUGACAGUAAAUAAAUUGUAAUUCAUGUUCCAAUCUUCCAGACUAAAGUGUUUACGUGUUUAUAUACCGCCGCAAUGUUCUGGCGUGUAUGUUUCAGUGCCAUCAUGUAGGUGACGUGCACUAUUUUUAGAAACUCCAUAUAUAAACAUUGAACGAAGUAUUUACUUUUGAUUUCUAUAUCCGACCUUAGAUGUUAUUGAAAAUAACAUUUUAUCCGAGGUAACUA